GAAUAAAUCUAUUCAUUAAAAGAUAAGUUUUUAAAAAGUAAUAAUUUCAAAAUUUUUUAUUAUUUAUUCAUUUUAAAGCAACAAAGGAUAUAAAAGCAUUCAUAAAGUAAAAUGGCAGCAAAAGGUAAAUAAGGUUGGGGUUUCGGUGGAAAAGACCAGAAUGUCAAAAUAGAUACUUCAUAAUAAGAUCAGAAAAAAUAAAAUAUUUGGGAAUAGAAUAAUGAAGAUUUGAUUUUUGUACCUGAUUUGACCCAAGAAGCUCAAGAAUAGGAAGUAAGCAAAGUCUCUGCUCCACCAAAUCAGCCAACAGUUUAAGUUUAAGAUAUUAAUGAAUUACAGAAAUUUACUAAAAUCAACACAUUACCUCAAACAGAAGAAGGAGUAGAUUUAAGCUAAUUAAUGCAAAUACUUAGUCCAGUCGAAGAUAUUAAAGAAAAAGAUGAAGCUUGGGAAUUUUUGUAGCUAAAAACAUAGAUUUAUGAAAUAGUAAGUAAUAUGUAUGGAGGCAAUGAAUUAAUCGAUGACGAUGAUGAAGAUGAUGAAAACUAAUGA
Molecule: messenger RNA, 552 nt
Organism: Tetrahymena thermophila SB210
Lineage: Eukaryota; Ciliophora; Oligohymenophorea; Hymenostomatida; Tetrahymenidae
Exons: 7
Biological process (GO): intraciliary retrograde transport
Cellular component (GO): intraciliary transport particle A; cilium
Source: RefSeq, a predicted model, not a curated record